Chara braunii is the source of this 1746-nucleotide messenger RNA. Lineage: Eukaryota; Viridiplantae; Streptophyta; Charophyceae; Charales; Characeae. The record is from the annotation of a GenBank genome assembly.
CUAAGAUCGUCUUUCGUCUUCGGUUCUUCCUUCCUUGGCUGUUUUCUCUCCUCGUCACCUGCCUGCCCCAUAGUCGAUAAUGGCUCGCACGAAGCAGACGGCUAGGAAGUCUACUGGGGGCAAGGCCCCUCGGAAGCAGCUGGCCACUAAGGCGGCACGCAAGUCGGCCCCUGCCACCGGUGGAGUGAAGAAGCCGCACAGGUAUCGCCCCGGAACGGUUGCACUCCGUGAGAUCCGCAAGUACCAGAAGUCGACUGAGUUGUUGAUCAGAAAAUUGCCGUUCCAGCGGUUGGUAAGGGAGAUUGCGCAGGACUUCAAGACCGAUCUCCGUUUCCAGAGCUCGGCUGUGCUUGCACUUCAAGAGGCUAGUGAAGCUUAUCUGGUUGGUCUUUUCGAAGAUACCAACCUGUGUGCCAUCCAUGCGAAAAGGGUGACCAUUAUGCCAAAGGACAUCCAGCUGGCGAGGCGUAUUAGGGGAGAGCGUGCCUAAGAUGCUCUCACUUGAGAUUUGGCCAGCCUGAGGGUGAGUUGGCUCUUUUCAAUGGUGUAUUUAUACACCACCAAUGUUGUUUAGACAUCUGUCUUCUCUCCGAGGGUGCUCGUACCGUGACGUCCCUUUGUACAGCUUUAGGUAUGCCUGGUGGUUUCGUGUGUAUAUUUCGAGUGAGGUAAGCAGCUUGAAGAUGGGAGGGGAUUCAUGUGCUAACCAGACGUUAUGCAAUGAAUAUGGGAGGGUAUUCAUGUGCUCUUGUUUUUCGACUGUUCGAUUGUAGCUAAAUUUCUGGGGAAUGUGUCGGUUUUCUUUCAUCGCUCGUAUGCCGAUUGAUCCGUUGCAGUGGAGUUUAUGUUGUUGUGGUUGUGGAAUGAGGUUACUUGUAUGAGAAUAUUAUGAAUACGAUGAACGAGAAAUAGGCGGUUGAGGAUGAAGGGAAGGCAUGUGGAAUGUCGGCGCGCUCUUGAGAUAAUACGUGGCAGGAAGGAGCGAAUGCUGAAGUAUGUCCUGUCGGGGUGUGCUAGAGACAACACAAGCCAGGUAGCAGGGAGGGUGUUGGAAGGCUUGUGAAUGACGGAACUGGCGGAGAGUAGUGACCGGACGGGAAAGAAGGCGUGUCGGGCGUAGAUACAGAAGUGGGAGAUUGUACUAGGUUUUCGAAAGUCGAAUCCGAUGCGAAUGAGAACAUACUAGGGUUUCGAAAGUCGAAUCCGAUGCGGAUGAUGAGGGUAAUGCGUUGGCAUUGAGCUUUUUGUGGUUGCACUGAAACAUCUUGUGACAGUUGGUGGUUUGACAAAUGCGAUCGGAAUCUUAGUAUUUUUCUUCUUCCACGUAUUUGACUUGUGAUCGACGGUAUACUUAUGUGACUUGCGAUCGACGGUAUACUUCAUUCCGUCCGUUGUGAUUCUAUUCUCCUUCAGCCGUGGUCGUCUGCCUGCUGUUUUUGUGCUAUGAAGCGGGGAGCACAGUGAAUUAUGUGAGAAUCUCGCUAAUUCCUGUUUCAAGUUGUUCCUGUGACUUGGCUGGCGUGUGUUCUCCGUCGUUAAUCCCUCUUCGUUCAAAGGCCUUCUAGAAGUUGGUGGGUGGGUGUUCUUUGCUGCGUUCUCUCUAUUUUUCCGCUCGCUUGGGUUCCUCUGUGGUUUAGUGUUUUCCCACUUCCUAUUUCAUGUGUUCGUUCUUUCGCCACUCCUUUUUCUAAUAUUAUUCACUUCCUCUAUCUAUCUUCGUUGUCUUAAUGAAUAGUAUCCCUAGUC